ACUGCGUCAUGCCUUCGUCUAAGCCGUCCAGUGUGCUGUACGUGGAGGAUGCGUCUCCGGAGAAAUGCCUCGAGGCGGCCCCUAGUCUGGAGCAGGUGUACAUGGAGAGCGGGUUGAGCCAGGAUGACGCGUACUUCCUGGCCAACUUUUCUGAUGCGAAGAGGAAGAAGUGCAUCCGAAAGAUCGAUUGGCGACUUUGCCCUCUGUUGGCCUUCCUCUAUCUUGUCUCCUAUAUCGACAAAGCGAGUAUUGGAAAUGCCAAAAUCGAAGGCAUGUUGACGGACUUGGAUAUGUCUGGGACUCAGUAUAACGUUGCCCUGGGAAUCUUCUUCGUCACCUACGUCCUGUUCGAGGUCCCUAGCAAUAUUCUACUGGCCAAAUUCAAGAAACCAUCAGUCUACCUCGCGAUGCUGACUCUCAUCUGGGGAAUCAUCGUAACCCUAACAGGAGUCGUCCAAAACUUUGCCGGCCUCUGCGCCGUCCGCGUGCUGCUUGGUAUCUUCGAAUCCGGCUUCUUCCCCGGCGCCGUCUGGCUCAUCACACAAUGGUACAUGCCCGAAGAAACGCAAACCCGCAUCGGAAUAUUCUACACAGCCAGCGCCCUCGCCGGCGCCUUCUCAGGCCUGCUCGCAUUCGGACUCGCCAAAAUGCGCGGAAUCGGCGGAUAUAAUGGCUGGCGCUGGAUCUUCAUAAUCGAAGGCGCAGCAACCGUCCUUCUCUCAGCAGUCUGCUACUUCUGCCUAGUAGACACACCCGCCCUCUCAACACGGUGGCUAGACCCCGAAGAGAUCCGGUACCUAGAACUGCGCAAGAAAGCCCUUCGAGGCCCCAUCGUCGUGGACGAAAAAGCCAGUAAAUUCGACUGGAAGACGCUCUUCCGCACCCUCACCGACUGGCACCUGUAUCUCCAGAUCCUGAACUUCUGGUCCAACACGGUCCCGAAUUACGGGCUGAAAUUCUCCCUUCCCCAGAUUAUGAAGAAUAUGGGAUACACCUCCGCAAACGCACAGCUUCUCUCCAUGCCGCCGUAUUUCGCGGGCGCUAUCUCCGCUUACGGCUUUGGGGUUGUGGCUGAUAAACUGCGCUGGCGCAUGCCCAUUAUCGUUAUGGGCCAGAUGCUUGUGAUUAUUGGCUUUGGGAUUCUAUUCGCACUCGCCGAUGAUAUCAAGGAUAAUAUCCCUGCUUGCUACUUCGCCGUCGUGCUGGCUUGUAUAGGCCUGUAUCCGAUCAUCCCGGGGACGAACGCGUGGACGGCGAAUAAUCUGGCCGGCGCGAGGAAGCAGGCUAUGGGUAUUGCAUUCAUGAUCAGUGCGGGAAACUGCGGGGGGCUUGUAGGUUCGUUUAUAUACCUUGAGCGCGAGGCGCCGAAGUAUCCGACGGGGUUUGGGAGUUCGUUUGCGUUUGCGGCGGCGGGGAUGGUGGCUAGUCUUGUGCUGGAGACGAGGUUUUGGUGGGUGAAUAAGAGGAAUGAGAAGAUGAGUAGGGAUGAGAUUCAGGAGAAAUAUACGCCUGAGGAGUUGCAGGUUAUGGGGGAUCGGUCGCCGCUGUUUAAGUAUAUACUGUGACCUACUUACCUUAGCUGGAUGGACUGGAUUAUCUGAAGGGAGAAUCAGGAUUAGAUGUGUUGAAUGGCCAAUAACCAGCUAUCUAUUAGUCUCACCACCAGCCUUGAGUUCUUGGUAUAUUCUACUUAGCUGUCUAUCAAUUCUCCUGCAGCUCAUUCAAUACCUCCCCAAACAUUGCCCUAAUCGCAUCCUCAACACCGGCACUCCUCCACUCCUCCCUAUCCUCCACACUAACUUCCCCCUUCGCCAAACAACCUUCCAUAGCCGUACUCCGUACAACAACUCCCGGAGCAGUCGACACAGUCCUCAUCCUCAACCCCGUCAAAACACCCCUUAAAUGAUCUCCCGCCUUCCCCCCUCCUCUUCCACCAUACGUCACAAUCCCUGCAGGCUUUCCCUUCCAUUCAUAGA
Messenger RNA from Aspergillus versicolor CBS 583.65, 1976 nucleotides. RefSeq lists its product as uncharacterized. Gene Ontology annotation, biological process: transmembrane transport. Gene Ontology annotation, cellular component: membrane. The coding region runs from base 9 to 1565 and encodes 518 amino acids. NCBI's taxonomy places the organism in Eukaryota, Fungi, Ascomycota, Eurotiomycetes, Eurotiales, Aspergillaceae. Gene Ontology annotation, molecular function: transmembrane transporter activity. The transcript is spliced from 5 exons. The record is from RefSeq and is a predicted model, not a curated record.